AGGAGCCUGUAGGAACAUACCUUGACAGGCUGAUGGACCUGUCCAAGCGAGUGUCGUUAUGGACGGUGGAGGAUGUGUUGCAGUGGGUGCAGGAGCAGUGUCCAGCCCAUGUGGACAAGCUGCAGAGAGCCGUCAUCAAACACUCGAUCUCAGGCCGAGCGUUGCUGAGAUUAAAGGAUCAUCACCUGGAGCUUCUCGGGGUGGAAGCCGAGGAGCAGCAGCAGGAGAUCCUGCAGGACCUUCUCCUCCUCCGAGUCCAGGAGGAAAUCAAUGAACUCACUGACAUCUGCUCUGACUGUUUUUCUUCGUAGCAGAAGAUAAAUCUUCAGACAAGAAAUGCUGCUUACAUUUU
Limanda limanda (common dab) is the source of this 352-nucleotide messenger RNA. Its product is annotated as sterile alpha motif domain-containing protein 12-like. Bases 33 to 311 code for a protein of 92 amino acids. NCBI's taxonomy places the organism in Eukaryota, Metazoa, Chordata, Actinopteri, Pleuronectiformes, Pleuronectidae. Gene Ontology annotation, molecular function: protein binding. The record is from RefSeq and is a predicted model, not a curated record. Gene Ontology annotation, cellular component: cytoplasmic side of plasma membrane. Gene Ontology annotation, biological process: cell surface receptor protein tyrosine kinase signaling pathway. The transcript has 4 exons.